AUGCCCAUCAGAAAAAGAAAAGUAAAUAAAGUCAGCCAAAACCAAAAGGGGAGAGCUACUUCUUUGGUUCAGCAGAAGGUUAAACCUCAACUCUCAGGGAAAUUUCACGGCUCCCAGCGACUAAUAAAAAAAUAUUCUUUUGCUGACCUCGAGAGAUUAAUCAAGCAGGCUCAGCAAGCCAAAAAAAAAGGUCGUGCCAAAUUAUUAGCCAACCAACAAAAAUACCGCUUAAAAAAACAAGCCGCUCUCAGGGUUCAACAAGCCAAAGCAGCCAGUCGCGAGCAAAAAACCCAACGCCUAAAACAAAUCUACUCUUACUUCCAAAAAGAAUUAAACAAACAAGACCCCAAACAAUCCCCUUAUUACUCGCCCCACUUAGACCUACCCCCUCACUUAGCCCAAGAAUUUGGCUCUAAAUAUACUGUUUAUAAAUUAAAUAAACAAGGCUCUUCUUACUUAUUAAAACAAACCAAUCAAGCUUAUCAAGAAGAACUUACCUCUCAAUCUAAUCAAAUCCGCUACUGA
Molecule: messenger RNA, 525 nt
Organism: Racocetra persica
Lineage: Eukaryota; Fungi; Glomeromycota; Glomeromycetes; Diversisporales; Gigasporaceae
Source: the annotation of a GenBank genome assembly